AUGGCUUCAGUUCCAUUGUGUGAUUUAACUUCUCACGGGUACGUUGUUCAGCAAUGGGUUGCGCACUGCUUCGACGAUUUUGGAGAUGUGUUUCUUGGCAGAUACAACGACUCGACACGAAUGGCUAUAAAAAGAAUACCAUUGGAUGCAUUUGAUAUCACCGUCGAUAUACGGACAGAGGAUCCUGAGGCGAAUACACGAACACUUGUGUAUGCAAAAUCGCCAGACAGAGGCCAACUGUUAAGGGAUGAUAUUCAUAUGAUGAAGCUGCUUCGACACCCUCAUAUUGUGGAUUUUCACGCGUGUUUUGUGGAUGGAACAUAUCUGUUUUUAAUUCUCGGAAGCUGUGCUUUUGGUUCGGUUACGGAUAUAAUGAUGUCUUCGUAUCAAUGUGGUAUACCUGAGAAAGCAAUUGCAGUGAUUCUUCGCCAGUUGCUGGACGCGCUUUCCUAUCUUCAUGCUCAACAAAUUAUUCACAGGUCCAUUCGUGCAAGUCAUAUACUGAUUGACUCACAAGGUGUAGUACGAUUAACCGGGUUUCGUCUUGCACGAAAACUCGCCCACGGUGAAAAGUCUACGACAGAUUUUGACAAUCAUCUUGAAUCCUCGCUGCUGUGGUUAGCACCUGAAGUGCUCGGGCAGGACCUUAGUGGAUAUUCGAGCAAAGCUGACAUCUAUAGUGUUGGUGCAACAUUGUGUGAAAUGGCGAAUGGAUUUCCGCCAUUCGGCGACAUGAAUCGACUAGAGAUGCUUUACGAGAAGUCUAGAGGAACUACACCACGUCUUUUAGACUCGACGACGUUACCAUCCUUUGAAGAACCAUCUGAACACACUAAGCGUACUUUCACCGAAUCUUUUCACAACUUAACUGGAAUGUGUUUAAAAGCAAAUCCCGCCAAUAGGCCGGAUGCUAACGCUCUUCUUUCUCACCCAUUUCUGAAGAAAACGAAGAAAUCACUAAUUGACUUCAUGCCACUUGCUCAAAGAUUAGAACAAGUAGAACGAGUAUCGGGUAAAAGAGACGUAGUCGUGGAGAGGCACAAUGUUCCUGAAUGGGUAUUCUGA
Molecule: messenger RNA, 1065 nt
Organism: Necator americanus (New World hookworm)
Lineage: Eukaryota; Metazoa; Nematoda; Chromadorea; Rhabditida; Ancylostomatidae
Exons: 9
Coding region: 1-1065 (354 amino acids)
Biological process (GO): protein phosphorylation; protein export from nucleus; activation of protein kinase activity
Cellular component (GO): serine/threonine protein kinase complex
Molecular function (GO): protein kinase activity; ATP binding; protein serine/threonine kinase activator activity
Source: RefSeq, a predicted model, not a curated record